Messenger RNA from Aureobasidium pullulans EXF-150, 2304 nucleotides. RefSeq names its product allantoin. The record is from RefSeq and is a predicted model, not a curated record. Gene Ontology annotation, biological process: nucleobase transport; transmembrane transport. Lineage: Eukaryota; Fungi; Ascomycota; Dothideomycetes; Dothideales; Saccotheciaceae. Gene Ontology annotation, molecular function: nucleobase transmembrane transporter activity. Gene Ontology annotation, cellular component: plasma membrane. The coding region runs from base 405 to 2174 and encodes 589 amino acids. The transcript is spliced from 4 exons.
CGUGCCUCUUUUUGAGGCAGGAAGGCACGCGACAGGAAAGCGCCAACUGCUUUAGGUAGGAGGUCAACCGAGGAUGGAGCUUUCUCCUCACGCAGAACGCACAUGUGUGCAGCACGGUUGGAGAAAAAGCAUCUACCAUGACACUGAACCAUCGACGGCGGUAAAAGUAAAACGUACACGUACCUUAUCACCAUUUAAAUUGAAGGUUAAACCCGUCUAAGCCCGCCGUGCCCUGUCUACGUUUCUUUGGUGGAUCAAUUUUUCUCUCUCCUUCCUCUCUAUCUCGUCGUCGCUAUCUCUGUCGCUAUCAGAUAAGGUACGCCGUACAGAUAAACGGACGGCUUGCGCCUUACCCUGCACCUGCUGCUCCCACUUCCUGGACAACUUAUCAGCGACCAGCAGCCAUGACUUUCCAAACCGCAAAGGCCACGGCCAUGGAGAAGAAGAACAAUGCCACUAUGGCCUUCAAGAGCUGGGACAACUUCAAGGCUUGGGUUCGCGUGCCGGACACUGCACUCGAUCGCCAUUCGAAUGGAGAUUCAGGCCAGACAUGGUCGAACGAGGACCUCGACCCGACACCCCCAGAAAGACGUACCUGGCGGUGGUACAACUAUGUCAUCUUCUAUUUCGCAUUGUCCUUCGGCAAUUGGACACUGGGCUCGAGUCUGAUCGGUAUUGGUCUCAACUACUGGCAGGCCAUUCUCGCCAUCUUCAUCUCGCAGUUCAUCAGUUCGAUCGCCAUGCUGUUCAACUCCCGCUGCGCCUCGGUCUACCACGUCGGAUACCCCAUUGUCGCAAGAAGUGUCUUUGGCAUGUGGGGAUCAUACUACUUCGUGGGUGCUAGAGCAAUCCUGGCGGUCGUCUGGUUCGGUGUGCAAGCCUUCUCGGGUGCCUCGCUGGUCGCCAACAUGCUACGCGCUGUAUUUGGACACAACUUCACGGACAUCCCGAACCGAAUUCCAGCAUCCCAAGGUAUCACCUCUGCAGGCAUGCUCGCCUUCUUCCUUUUCUGGCUGGCACACUUCCCCCUGGCAUUGAUGCGUCCGUACCAGCUGCGUACCUUCUUCAACGUCAAGACCAUACUCAUGAUCCCAGCCGUAUGGGGUUUGUUCAUCUUCUGUAUGGCCAACACCGGAGCUUCGUUGGGUACCGAGAAGCUUUCAGAAGCCUCCGGAGUCAGCGCAUCUGGCAAAUGGGGCUGGUUCUUCAUGAAUGCAGUCAACGCAGGUCUUGGAAACACUGCCACUCUCAUCACCAACCAGCCCGAUAUCGCCAGAUGGUCCAAGACGAGAUCUGGUGCCAUGUGGUCGCAGCUGAUCACCAACCCUAUCGCUGUGACUCUGUCUGCCAGUCUGGGUAUCUUGUCCACUGCUGCCAUCAACAACGCAUGGGGUCUCUCGCUCUGGAACCAGUGGGAUCUCCUUGACGCGAUCAUGGACAGAUAUUGGAGAAGUGAUGUGCGCUUUGCCAUCUUCCUCUGUGCAGGAUGCUGGGCUGUCAGUCUUUUGGGUACCAACGUUGCUGCCAACAUGAUCCCCUUCGGUUCAGACUCGAGCAUGUUGUUCCCUCGUUACAUCACCAUUCCUCGUGGACAGUUCUUGGUUACCUGCUUGGGCUUUGCUAUCGUACCCUGGAAGAUUUUGGCAUCUGCUGGUGUAUUCACAACUUUCUUGGCCGGUUAUGGUCUCUUCAUGGCCUCCGUCGUCGCCAUCAUGGUCUGCGAAUACUUCUUGCUCACCCGCGGUAACCUCUUCAUCGCCCACUGCUACAACGGCGGCAAGGAGAACCCCCACUACUACUACAUGAAGGGCUGGAACGUCCAAGCCGUCAUCGCCUACCUCUGCGGUAUCGCCCUCCCAUUCCCUGGUUUCGUCGGCUCCCUCGGCGCCAAUGUCAGCACUACAGCACUCAACAUGGGCCACAUUGGCUGGCUGUUGAGUUUCACCACCAGUUUCGUCCUCUACUGGGCAAUCUGCACCGUCUGGCCCACCAAGAACCAAAAGAUCAUCAAAGAAAUGGGCUUGAGAUUCGAAGAAAUGGCCGAAAGAGACAUGAUGGCACUUGACGGCACCAUCAUCCCCGAAAGUGCCGAGGGCAUAUCUGAGGAUCAAGUCGCUUGGGACGAGACCGAGAAGAAGGCAGUGGCUUUCGACUCGCGUAGAGUCAGCGAUUGAUACAGACCGGGGCAAAAACACACAACAAAACAACAACGAUGAUGAUAACACAGAAGAUAAGAAACCAAUAUAGAUGAUAAGCACACAUGGAUGAACCCUUUGAGGCUUCAUCGAAUUUCCUCUCAACCUC